This is a messenger RNA of Colius striatus (speckled mousebird), 3332 nucleotides long. It is a transcript of the gene KCTD9, whose product is annotated as potassium channel tetramerization domain containing 9. The record is from RefSeq and is a predicted model, not a curated record. Lineage: Eukaryota; Metazoa; Chordata; Aves; Coliiformes; Coliidae. The coding region runs from base 34 to 1203 and encodes 389 amino acids. Gene Ontology annotation, molecular function: protein binding. Gene Ontology annotation, biological process: intracellular signal transduction; protein homooligomerization. The transcript has 12 exons.
UCGGCGGGAGCAGCGCGCCGCCGCCGCCGCAGCAUGAGGCGGGUCACGCUGUUCGUUAACGGCAGCCCCCGGAACGGGAAGGUUGUGGCUGUGUAUGGGACUUUAUCAGAUUUGCUGUCUGUGGCUAGUAACAAGCUUGGAAUAAAAGCAACCAGUGUUUACAAUGGAAAAGGUGGCCUCAUUGAUGAUAUCGCUUUGAUUAGGGAUGAUGAUGUUUUGUUUGUCUGUGAAGGGGAACCAUUCAUUGAUCCUCAGACUGAUGGGAGACUUCAUGAAGAGCUGACAGGGUCACACACAGAUUGGUUAACGCUCAACGUUGGAGGCAGAUACUUCACCACUACACGGAGCACUUUGGUUAAUAAAGAACCUGACAGUAUGCUGGCCCACAUGUUUAAAGAUAAAGAUGCUUGGGGAAAUAAGCAAGAUCAUAGAGGAGCUUUCCUAAUCGACCGCAGCCCAGAGUAUUUUGAGCCAAUUCUGAACUACCUGCGUCACGGACAGCUCAUCGUAAAUGAUGGCAUUAACUUGCUAGGUGUGUUGGAAGAAGCCAGGUUUUUUGGUAUCGAUUCACUAAUUGAACAUCUAGAAAUAGCUAUUAAGAACUCACAGCCAGCUGAGGAUCAUUCUCCUAUAUCUCGAAAGGAGUUUGUCCGAUUCCUGCUGGCAACCCCAACCAAGUCUGAGCUGCGAUGUCAGGGUCUAAAUUUCAGUGGAGCAGAUCUUUCACGUCUAGAUCUUCGAUACAUAAACUUCAAGAUGGCCAACCUGAGCCGCUGCAACCUGGCACAUGCCAACCUGUGCUGUGCGAACCUGGAGAGAGCUGACCUCUCUGGAUCAGUGCUUGAUUGUGCAAACCUUCAAGGGGUAAAGAUGCUGUGUUCCAAUGCAGAAGGAGCAUCUCUGAAGGGGUGUAAUUUUGAAGAUCCAUCAGGCCUUAAAGCCAAUUUGGAAGGUGCCAACCUGAAAGGUGUUGACAUGGAAGGCAGUCAGAUGACAGGAAUCAACCUGAGAGUUGCAACACUGAAAAAUGCAAAACUAAAAAACUGUAACCUUAGAGGAGCAACCUUGGCAGGAACUGACUUAGAAAAUUGUGACCUAUCAGGUUGUGAUCUACAAGAAGCAAACCUGAGGGGAUCUAAUGUCAAAGGAGCUAUCUUUGAAGAGAUGCUGACACCUUUGCACAUGUCUCAGAGCGUCAGAUAGGGAUGAGAAUGUGCCCAAGAGGAAGGAAACAAAAGAUUCAUUGUGACUUUCUUCACCUCCUCCCCUUAUUACAUUAGAAGUAAUGGUUAUUAGACAACUUACAUUUGCAGUAGUGCCUAAGUAAACUCUUCUUUGGUCACUUUCAGGGGAGGGAGCUUUUGUUUCAAGAGGUAGAAACAGCUGCUGCUUCUACCUCUGAACAGAGUGAGGAAGCGAGCUGGUUACAGAGCCAGAAUGUGGGACUGGUUUGGCAAGGGAGUGUUAAAUAGAUUCCUUGUUCUGCAUUGCCUCCCUUUGGAAUGCAUUUUAAUUUAUAAAGCACAAUAUAUGCAAUUCUAUUUAUUAAAUCUGUAGCUGCAAUAUGAAUAGAAAAUGUUGUUCAUGUAUAGUAGCAACAAAGUUCAGGUUUACAGUUAGACUAGUGGAUUUACAGUUAGUUCCUUCAUUCAUGCACAGUGUGUGAAGUGGCAGAUGUGGCUUAGACAAUAUCCCAGGAUGUUUUCAGGUACUCUUUUCUUCUGGGGUGAGAGCAAGUCAUCAUAGGUAAUAGAUUGCCUUGGAGUAGUUUGAAUGCAGGUGUAGAACAGCUUGGUCAUCUUCUAAAAUGUGCAGUGGAAGCUGCUGCUGCUGAAGGGAUGUGCCUGCACAGCAAAUCUAUUCACAACUGAAACAUCCCUGCUCAGAAGGAUGUCUUAUUUAAUCCUUUCCAAAUGAGUGUGAAAUUGCGCUGUCAAUCACAGCUGGUGAGGAAAUGUCUCUUGCUUUCAAAUGUCUUGGUCACUCCACAGGGGAGUACCUGUAGAUUUCUUCAUUCUUAUGGGGAAUUAAAUGUACAUAGGAAAAUAGAACAGUCACCAAAGCAGAGCUAAGCACUGGGGCCACAGCACAUGCUCCAUCCUCCAGUCAUUACUCCAGUGUAUGAGUAAGUGGCACCUGUUUCUCCUCACUGUACUAUGCAAAUGCCCUUGUACACAGAAUCCUUGAAAGCAUGAGUGUAAUCCUUUCCCAGCCAGCUCUUAGUACUCCACUUUGGGCCUGCUUACAGUGGCUUAAAAACAUCUUCUGUAGGGCCAAAUGCCACAGCUGCUUUACCUGUGAGCAAGGAGGGAGCCACAUGACUCCUGCAGUCCAGAAAGCCUCCUGGCCUCUCUGGACCUGGUGGUACACUUCAUUGAAUCAGCUGUUUUCCACUCCAGUCUCCAUCUAGUUCUCAUCUAACACAACAUUCAUGUUAUACACAAUCCAAAAAGCACAUGAAACUAUGCCAAAAAAAAAAUCAAAGGUGCAUCAAGAACUCUUUUACCUCAGAUGUUAACUUAAACCACCCCAAAGUUAAAACUAACCUUGAGUCUAAGGAAAUACUGCUGGUGCUGGGAGUUCAGAACCAGUGUAUCCUAAACCAUAGUGACUGGGACACUGGUAGCAGUGGUUUGAGGCUGUUACUGCAGGGGCUUGUCUUUUACUUGCAGUGCAGAGUUCCUGUCCUCUGAACAGCAGUCUCAGUGGUGCAGGAGUUGGUACAAAAAUGCUGCUUGGCCAUCAGUCUAGAAAGAUUCAUUGAGGACCAGUGUGAUGUGUUUGGGGGGGAAGUGCAGGAUUCUCCCUUAUUUGCAACUUGGGUUGACUCAGGCAUUUGCCAUGAACUUGCAGGAUGCAAAAUCCCACAGCCACGUGAUACCAAACUGGGAUUGCAGUCCUGCAGAGUCCCAGGCCUCUCCAUCUGGCUGUAGGACAACACCCUGUCCUUGGUGAAACAGCUACAGAGUCAAGGGAAAGAUCUCAGUGGGAAUUCAGAGUCCCUUCUCUCACCUCAUCGCCUUCACUGAGUGGCAGUAAAAGAUGAUUCCUAGGGCUAGAGAAACAAAUGAAUUAUUUUUCUUUAUCAUAUUUUGUAGCUGGCAGAAGCAAAAUAUUGUAUGGAAAGAAAUCUAUUUUCAUAAUCACUGUGUAUAAAAUCUAUUUGAACUUUCACUGAAGCACUAUGUUUUGAAUAAUCACAGCAUGUGUCAUCAUUCACUCACAGAUGAAUUUUCAAGUACCUCUUUGGCUGUGACAAAGCUGUGGCCUAUUCAGAAAUUGCAGGUUCCAGCCUCAUUUAAAUUGCAGGAAUAAAAGUGUGAAACAUCAAA